Messenger RNA from Pocillopora meandrina, 1278 nucleotides. The record is from the annotation of a GenBank genome assembly. NCBI's taxonomy places the organism in Eukaryota, Metazoa, Cnidaria, Anthozoa, Scleractinia, Pocilloporidae.
AUGAAUGAGACAGCGCGAAAGAGUUUCAGUUACGACUCGCAAAAAAUCUUACACGUUUCGAUGAUUGCCAUCGUUAUGAUUGGUUCUAUUGUUGGGAACAGCAUCAUUUGCUUUCUUCUUGUCAGGUUCAAGACUUUGCGAACAGUUCCCAAUAUCCUUAUUGUAAACUUGGCUGUCAUUGACAUUUUAAACGCAGUGACCAACAUGCCACUGAUGAUCAUGUGGUACAUAUACCAAGUUCCGUAUUUGAAAGGACUUGCAAUCUCCUGGUUCAUAGUGACAUGGUACGUACUUUUCAUGCACCUCACCGUAUUUAAUCUGACGGUGCUUACAAUGGACCGCUUCGGAGCCAUUGUCCACGGGAUUCAUUAUCACUCGUGGAAGACAAUCAACAAGGCGAAAGCAGCAGUGUUUUUUGUGUGGACUUUUGCCGCUGCCUAUACGUAUGGAAUGUUCACUUUGGGACUGGACAUUGACCUUGGUGAUGCCCCAGUGCUUCAGUACAGAAUGCAUUAUUUAAAGAAAUUUGGAAGGCAUUUUAUCAUUCCAGGGUAUGUUGUGCCUUUCAUGAUCAUGGUAGUUAUGGGAGUGGCGAUUUGGCGCACCCUGCAUAACCAUAGCAGACGCAUUUCGGCCUACUCUUCUACGGGAAAACAGACCAAAAAUGACGUGAAGACAGCAAAGACGAUCGGCUUGACUGUGGUUGCUUUUUUCUGCAUGGGUGUAUUACCGAUGUUGCUACACAACAUAUGUAAAGUUCAUGGCUCAUGGCCUCAUUUCCUUGCCUUCUUUCUCAAUCAUCUGAACAGUAUGGCAAAUCCAAUCAUUUACUCUCUGAAGACUCCUCGGUAAGUAUUUAUGUUGUGAUUGUUCUUGUUUCCAUUUCAUUUGGACUACAAAAAAAAGAGAGUAACAACACUUUGACAAUGACUUUUUCUCUUGAUCUCUCAUUUUACAAUACCAAUAGGAUGUUGUCGUUUCUUUUUAAUCGUUGGAGGCCACAUCAAAUAUCAAUUUAGUAGAGGCUUGAAUGACUGAAUCCACAAAUCAAGUUUGUUUCACCGCAUAUAUUUUUAGAACUUUCUGUUAAAUCUAAGUAAGAAGUAAACACGUCCUUUUUUCCACAGGUUUCGUAAGGCGUUUAUUCUAUUCUUGAAGGAACCUUUGGGCAAGUCCCAGCCACUGAUGGCUUCCAAGAAUCGGAUGGAUCUCAACUCCACAACGAGGAAUUUAUCUUCGAAAGUGGAUAUGUUUCACACCCAGAUCUCAUCUGUUUAA